This is a messenger RNA of Chiloscyllium plagiosum (whitespotted bambooshark), 368 nucleotides long. The record is from RefSeq and is a predicted model, not a curated record. Lineage: Eukaryota; Metazoa; Chordata; Chondrichthyes; Orectolobiformes; Hemiscylliidae.
GUGUUGUAUGUUUGCUUGAUUGACAGGUGUGUAUGCCCCUGGGUCUUCAUAGACUAUUUCCUGACAAUAACCUGCAACUCAUGGUGCAGUCUGGUGCCAAAGGUUCAACUGUUAAUACGAUGCAGAUUUCAUGCCUCCUUGGUCAGAUUGAACUAGAAGGAAAACGUCCUCCGCUGAUGCCAUCUGGGAAAUCAUUGCCCUGUUUCCAACCUUAUGAUUUCACUCCACGUUCAGGCGGCUUUGUUACUGGCCGAUUCCUCACUGGUAUCAGCCCUCCGGUAUGCAGAGAUAUAAUUCUUAAGAAGGAUUUUGGCAACACUUACCUUGCUGUCACGUUAAAAGAGCUUGUUUAGAGAAGUUCUGUUUCA